This is a messenger RNA of Sphaeroforma arctica JP610, 735 nucleotides long. Its product is annotated as 40S ribosomal protein S15. The coding region runs from base 98 to 556 and encodes 152 amino acids. Gene Ontology annotation, biological process: translation; ribosomal small subunit assembly. NCBI's taxonomy places the organism in Eukaryota, Ichthyosporea, Ichthyophonida. Gene Ontology annotation, molecular function: RNA binding; structural constituent of ribosome. Gene Ontology annotation, cellular component: cytosolic small ribosomal subunit; ribosome. The record is from RefSeq and is a predicted model, not a curated record. The transcript has 4 exons.
AGUUAGGCUCGCAUGACCCAAAGUUUUCCCGUUGAGUUAGUAUACCACCACACAGACAUCUCAUCGUGUCUUUUCCCACAGAGUUGCAAUAUUCAACAUGGCUGACAACACAGAACUAGAAGCUCAACAGCAGCUACGCAAGAAGCGUACCUUCCGCAAGUUUAUGUACCGCGGAGUUGAUCUUGAUCAGCUUAUGGAUAUGUCUACUCAGGAACUCGCUCCCUUGUUCCGCGCUCGUAUCCGCCGUCGACUUAAGCGCGGAAUCAACCGCAAGCACACUGCUCUUAUCAAGCGUCUGCGCAAGGCCAAGAAGGAGGCCGUUCCCGGCGAGCGCCCCCACGGAAUCAAGACUCAGCUCAGAAACAUGGUCAUUGUUCCCGAGAUGAUCGGUUCCGUCGUUGGUAUCUACAACGGAAAGAGUUUCAACGGUGUUGAGAUUAAGCCCGAGAUGAUCGGUACAUAUCUUGGUGAGUUCUCCAUCUCAUACAAGCCCGUCGCUCACGGUCGCCCUGGUAUGGGAUCAACACACUCUUCACGAUUCAUUCCUCUACACUAAGUGUUAGUUGAAUAUUGAUCUACGUUCCUGCGUAUGUAAUAAAGGUAAUCGAGAAUAUUGUAUUAAAUAAGCAAGUGGAAAAUCGGAAGUGUCACCUUUCGACCUCGUAUCUGACAGGCAUACUCUUGUUGCUUGUGUACAUAUAAUUAGCUACAUGGAUGUUACAUGGUAAGAGUUAG